CAGUCAAUAACCUCUCUCUCUCUCUCUUACGCUCUCUGCUGGUUUGCUUUGCACACAAUUCUUGAAUUCGUCGCUCGCCUCGCUCCCACUGUUCUUCUUUCCCAAACCUCCAAAGUCGUCUUCUCUGCUGUACCAACGCCGCCCAUUUUCCCAAUUUCGGUUUCAUAUUUUGUUUGUUUGAUUCGAUUUGAUUUGAUUUGGUUGUUAAUCGGCUGCGGGAGGAAGAAAUCAGGCAUGGCUGCGAACCGUUUCGCAACCAUGGUGCAUCGGAAUUCCAACAAGAUCACGCUGAUUUUGAUAUACGCGGUUCUGGAAUGGAUUCUGAUAGUCCUCCUACUGUUGAAUUCCCUGUUUUCGUAUCUGAUCCUGAAGUUCGCGGAGUAUUUCGGGCUGAAACCGCCGUGUCCUUGGUGCACUCGAAUUGAUCACGUUAUUAAUCCGUCGAGGAAGGAGGAAAACUCGCAGAGGGAUAAUCUGUGUGAGGUCCAUGCCAGGGAGGUUUCAGAAUUAGGGUUUUGUGCGAAUCAUCGGAAAUUGGUUGAUUCUCGUCUUAUGUGCGACGAUUGUUCGUCCUCGAGGACGGAGCUUCUGCAAUCUUCGAAGGAUUUUGGUCCCCUUAAGCGAUUGGGAGCGGUGAGUGAGAAUGGCGGUGAGGUAAAUUUCAACUGUUCUUGCUGUGGAGUUGCUUUGAGUAAUAACUAUAAUCGCAAAUACUCUUCCUACUCGUUGGUUAGAACAUCUUCUUACGAUGCGUUGGAUAAAGGAAAUUUAAUUGAUUAUGAUGAUAGUGAUAAUGUUGUUGUUGAUGAUUGUAAUCAUGUUGCGAAAGGAUUUGAUUCUGGUGUAGAUUUGCUUAGUGAUGAGUCUUUGUUUGGAGUUAAGAAUAAUGAAUUCGGAUUCGAUGUAAAUUCGGGGAUAAUCGGAGGGAAAUCGAAGGGGAAUGGAAAUGUAGAGAUGGUUUUGGAAGUAGAAGAGAAGGAGACAUUGUUAGAGGUGAAAUCGAAGAAUUGGAUCACCAUGGAUGAUAAGUCUGUGCAAGUUUGUGUCGAAGAGGAAGAGAAUAUCUCGAAGCAUUUGGAAUUCUUUCUGGACUAUAGCGGCCAAAGAUUGGUUCCGAUUGAGUUGGUUGAUUCGGAACAUAAGAGUGGGGAGAAUACAGAGAUUGAAGAAGACGAUAAGAACAGGGAUCGAGAGUUUAUCCCGGAUUCUGCAGGUAAGAUCGAAGAAAAAACAGAUAUGGUUGUGGAGGGUGGAGGUGGAGGUGGAGGUGUUGAAGCAACAUUUCUUGAUAUUGAUAUCAACGAGGAGCCGAAGUAUGAACUUCUCGAAUCCAUGGAACUUGAAGAGGAUGAAAAUUCUCGACAUUUUCUGCUAAAUCAAUGGACCUCUGAAGAGGUUAGGGAUGAUCAAGAACUCGAUGGAAAGUGUUCGGAUGUUCAUGGAGAUUAUGUCGCCGCGUGUGAAAAGGUUGCUCAGGCGAGCAAUGAAAACGAAGCGGAUGUUUCGAUAGGAACCGAAAUUCCUGAUUUAGACGUAACGGACGAGAUACAAAUCCAAGAAUCCGCGCAUUCGAACGGUCUUGUACGAGACGACGACCGAGAGCAGGCGACGGAACUACAAUCUUCAUCCAAUCAGGAGUUGAACGACACAGAAGAAGACAAAGUUCCCGAUACGCCGACAUCCAUGGAAAGCAUCAACUACCUCCACAAGAAGCUGCUAAUGCUCGAGAAACGGGAUUCAGGGACCGAAGAGUCUUUGGACGGAAGCAUAACGAGCGAGUUGGAUGGCGGCGACGGGCCUGCCACCGUCGAACGAUUGAAAUCCGCACUCAGAUCCGAACGAAAAGCUCUCCAGGUUCUGUACGUCGAGCUCGAAGAAGAACGGAGCGCAUCGGCGGUGGCUGCAAACCAAACGAUGGCGAUGAUAAACCGACUCCAGGAAGAGAAGGCGGCGAUGCAAAUGGAGGCUUUGCAGUACCAAAGAAUGAUGGAAGAACAGUCGGAAUACGACCAGGAGGCGCUGCAAUUGUUGAAUGAGCUUAUGGUGAAGAGGGAGAAGGAGAAGCAGGAACUCGAGAAGGAGCUCGAUUCUUGCCGGAAGAAGCUUCUGGAAUACGAGACGAGGGAGAAGGCGCGGGCAUUGAGCCGUAGCAAAGACGGGAGCGUCUUCUCGGGGGACAGCAGCGACGGAUUGUCGAUCGAUCUGAACCAGGAAGUGAAGGACGACGGGCUGUCGUUUUACGGGAAUCAAGAAUUCAGCGUCCGCGACACUCCCGUCGAUGCCGUCGUCGAUUUGGAAGAAUCAUUAGCUGAUUUCGAGGGCGAGCGUCUCUCGAUCCUCGAACAACUUAAGUUUCUAGAAGAAAAGCUCUCGACCCUUGAUGACGAAAGCCAUGUUCAUUCCAACGGCGGAGAAUCAAACGGGCAUGCAGAAUCGAACGGGUCGACGACACCGAAUUCAAAGCGAAUUCAGCAGAGGAAAGUCGCGACCCAGAUGGGGAAAUCGCUGCUCCCGUUAUUCGACGCGAUCAGCGACGGGAACGGCGAGCUCGGAAGCGCGGAAAAGGCGAACAAGAAGCGUGCCAUCGAAGAAGAAGUCGAUCAUCUUUACGAGAGGCUGCAAGCGCUCGAAGCCGACAGAGAAUUCCUCAAGCAUUGCAUUCGAUCCCUCGAAAAAGGCGAUAAAGGGACCGAUCUUCUCCAAGAGAUCCUCCAGCAUCUCCGCGACCUCCGUAGUGUCGAGCUUCGUGUUCGAAGCUCGACCGAAUAAAAUUAGAAAAAAAAAAAAAAAGAAAAGAAAAAAAUCAUCGGUUUCUUACCAAACAGAAGACAAAGGAAGAAGCUUUUGUGUGUAUGAAGGACACUUCCACUGGUUUUGAGAGGUAAAUUUUUUUUUGCUGUUGUUUGUUUUGUUUUUUUUAAAGAUCCAAUUUUUGUGUUUGUCCCUCUUUGUGGAAAAAAGGGGGAUUGUGAAUGCAUGUGUGUGUAGUGUAGUGGCAAUUUAGUUUACUAGGAAAGAUUUUUAAUUUUUUUUUUGAGGGGUGGGUGGGUGGGGUGGGGGUAAGGAACCCCCCCUCUGUUAUCCCAAAUUGAUAGUAUUUUGUAUUGAGGGGUGAGAUUUGUACAUUGUAUUUAUAUGUAUGUAUGUAUGUAAAAAGAAAAAAAGAACAAAAAAAAAAGGAGUGUUGUUUGUAUAUAUA
Molecule: messenger RNA, 3199 nt
Organism: Andrographis paniculata
Lineage: Eukaryota; Viridiplantae; Streptophyta; Magnoliopsida; Lamiales; Acanthaceae
Product: myosin-binding protein 2-like
Exons: 4
Coding region: 235-2769 (844 amino acids)
Molecular function (GO): myosin binding
Source: RefSeq, a predicted model, not a curated record